AUUCUUAACGUUCAUUCUAAAUUCAGGUGUUUGCUCCAGUGUCAUCAGCUCAGAGGCCUUCCAUGUCCACCACUAAGACAUAUCCUUACUUUACUUAUUGGACAGUUUUUUCUUAAUAGCACUUAAAGCUUACCCAGAAUUACGCAAACUUUAUAAGUGAAAAACAUUUUGGUCACUUUAUCCCUGGUGUCUGGCAUAUUGACAUUUGUUGAGCGAAUAUGAAAAUGAUGGGUGUUGGACUAAAAAUGGGUAGUAGUGAUGAUUACACUGGAAUUGGAAGUGUCUUGGUUUGAGGAAGGAGUUCAGCUUCAGACAUUUUGAAUCUGAGGUAUUCAAGAAAUGUCAAGCAAGCAGUUGGAAUUUGUUAAAUUAGUUCAACAAUCUGGCCCAAAGACAAUGUAUAAGAAUAUACAGGUGGUUCUUGUAGUAGAAGAAUAUAUAGGUGGUGCUUGUAAUAUGCUUGGGCGAGUUCGCCUGGGAGCUGGGCGGGAGGAAGAAGUAUUUAACAAGAGCAGAGCCCCAGAGCUGAUUUUCAGAAGAGCGCCAUCAUUUGAUGUCCAGUUUAGGCCUAAAGGGAAUUUACAAAGUACCCGCACCGGUGGGUAGAAAUACUUAGUUUCCGACAGGUCUACAGGGCCCUUUCUUCAGGUGUGGAAGAUCAAGUGAAUAAAACAGGUCUGCUGAUCGAGUUUCCUCAUUUUGUCACGUUAAAAUGGGAAGUUAUUUAAAUAAAAGGGUAAAAUUACGCACAGAUCCCUGGAGUCGGUCGUCUCGUAUAACUAGGAUAAACACUAAGAGCCUUGGACCCCCUUACCGUGUGCUGCCCCGGGCCUGUCUGGUAACCCGGGCUCGCCCCAGCACAGCGGCAAGCGCUUAUUUUGUCCCUCGGAGCCAGGGCAUCUUGAUUCUGAUACGAGAGGCAAAUCGCACCCGUGCCACUCGGAGCAGAGACUAAAUUCCAAAACCGCGCUGGCCACGUAGGCUGCAGCUCCGCCUCCCGGGCAUCUGACGUCAUCACACGGAGACAUGGUUGCCGAAAGUCCCCGCACGCACGCCGCACCGCGCCGUUAGUGCGCUCGCGCACAUGGAGCCUUUCAGUGCCUGAGCAGGACGCGCGUCGCGGAGUGAGGCCAGCGCUGAGAGCGCGCGGUCAGGCAUCGCUAGGGGCAGCCCGCCGCUCCCUCUGGGCUUCUGGAGUAAUUGGGUUUCCCCACGUGCUUCCGCUUGGCUGCUGGCUGGGAUCCGCUGGGUUCGGGGUGCAGGUACCCAAGACGGGAUGGCUGGGGAUGGGUACCAAGUGAUAGUCUUUCACCAUGCAUCGGAAGAAAGUAGAUAACCGAAUCCGGAUUCUCAUUGAGAAUGGAGUUGCUGAAAGGCAAAGGUCUUUGUUUGUUGUAGUCGGAGACCGAGGAAAGGACCAGGUGGUCAUACUCCAUCACAUGUUGUCCAAAGCAACUGUGAAGGCUCGGCCUUCAGUGCUGUGGUGUUAUAAGAAAGAGCUGGGGUUUAGCAGUCAUCGGAAGAAAAGAAUGCGACAGCUACAGAAGAAAAUAAAGAAUGGGACGUUGAACAUAAAGCAAGAUGACCCCUUUGAACUCUUCGUGGCGGCCACAAACAUCCGCUACUGCUACUACAAUGAAACCCACAAGAUCCUGGGCAACACCUUUGGCAUGUGCGUUCUCCAGGAUUUUGAAGCUUUAACUCCAAACUUACUGGCCAGAACUGUGGAAACAGUGGAAGGUGGUGGGCUGGUGGUCAUCCUCCUACGGACCAUGAAUUCGCUCAAGCAAUUGUACACAAUGACCAUGGACGUGCAUUCAAGAUACAGGACGGAGGCCCAUCAGGAUGUGGUGGGACGGUUUAACGAGAGAUUUAUUCUCUCUCUGGCCUCUUGUAAGAAGUGUCUUGUCAUCGAUGACCAGCUCAGCAUCCUGCCCAUCUCCUCCCACGCUGCCAGCAUUGAGGCCUUACCUCCCCAGACCCCGGAUGAGAGUCUUGGUCCUUCUGAUCUGGAGCUGAAGGAGUUGAAGGAGAGCUUGCAGGACACCCAGCCCGUGGGCGUGUUGGUGGAUUGCUGCAAGACCCUAGACCAGGCCAAAGCUGUCUUGAAGUUCAUUGAGGGGAUCUCUGAAAAGACCCUGAGGAGUACUGUUGCGCUCACGGCUGCCCGAGGAAGGGGGAAGUCUGCAGCCCUGGGAUUGGCUAUUGCUGGGGCAGUGGCUUUUGGGUACUCCAAUAUCUUUGUUACCUCCCCAAGCCCUGAUAACCUCCACACUCUUUUUGAAUUUGUAUUUAAAGGAUUUGACGCUCUGCAGUAUCAGGAGCAUCUGGAUUAUGAGAUUAUUCAGUCUCUCAAUCCUGAAUUUAACAAAGCAGUGAUCAGAGUGAAUGUAUUCCGAGAACACAGGCAGACCAUUCAGUAUAUACAUCCUGCAGAUGCUGUGAAACUGGGCCAGGCUGAGCUCGUUGUGAUCGAUGAAGCCGCCGCCAUCCCCCUGCCCCUGGUGAAAAGCCUCCUGGGCCCCUACCUUGUGUUCAUGGCAUCCACCAUCAACGGCUACGAGGGCACUGGCCGGUCCCUGUCCCUCAAGCUGAUUCAGCAGCUCCGUCAACAGAGCGCCCAGAGCCAGAUCAGCACCACUGCUGAAAACAAGGCCACAGCGACAGCCAGACUGGCAUCAGCGCGAACGCUGCAUGAGGUUUCCCUGCAGGAGUCCAUCCGAUACGCCCCCGGGGACGCGGUGGAGCAGUGGCUGAACGACUUGUUGUGCCUGGAUUGCCUCAACAUCCCCCGGAUAGUCUCAGGCUGCCCCCUGCCUGAGGCCUGCGAGCUCUACUACGUUAACAGAGAUACUCUCUUUUGCUACCACAAGGCCUCCGAAGUUUUCCUCCAAAGGCUUAUGGCCCUCUAUGUGGCUUCUCACUACAAGAACUCCCCCAACGAUCUCCAGAUGCUUUCUGAUGCGCCUGCCCACCUUCUGUUCUGCCUCCUGCCCCCGGUGCCCCCCACCCAGAAUGCCCUUCCCGAAGUGCUUGCUGUCAUCCAGGUGUGCCUGGAGGGGGAGAUUUCUCGCCAGUCCAUCUUGAACAGCCUGUCUCGAGGCAAGAAGGCUUCGGGGGACCUGAUUCCAUGGACCGUGUCCGAACAGUUCCAAGACCCAGACUUCGGUGGCCUUUCAGGUGGAAGGGUCGUUCGCAUUGCUGUUCACCCGGAUUAUCAAGGGAUGGGCUACGGCAGCCGAGCUCUGCAGCUGCUGCAGAUGUACUUUGAGGGCAGAUUCCCUUGUCUCGAGGAAAAGGUCCUUGAGACGUCACAAGAAAUUCGUACCGUCAGCAGCGAGGCUGUCAGCUUGUUGGAAGAGGUCAUCACUCCCCGGAAGGACUUGCCUCCCUUACUCCUCAAACUGAAUGAGAGGCCUGCUGAGCGCUUGGAUUACCUGGGUGUAUCCUAUGGCUUGACCCCCAGGCUCCUCAAGUUCUGGAAGCGAGCUGGGUUUGUUCCUGUGUAUCUGAGACAGACCCCGAAUGACCUGACUGGAGAACACUCGUGCAUCAUGCUGAAGACGCUGACUGAUGAGGAUGAGGCUGACCAGGGAGCCUGGCUCCCGGCCUUUUGGAAAGACUUCCGAAGGCGGUUCCUAGCCCUGCUGUCCUACCAGUUCGGCACCUUCUCGCCUCCCCUGGCUCUGAACAUCAUUCAGAACAGGAACAUCGGGAAGCCAGCACAGCCAGCACUGUGCCGGGCCGAACUGGAAGCCCUCUUCCUCCCCUAUGACCUGAAGAGGCUGGAGAUGUACUCACGGAACAUGGUGGACUAUCAUCUCAUCAUGGACCUGAUCCCGGCCGUCUCCCGGAUGUAUUUCCUAAACCAGCUGGGGGACCUGUCCCUGUCUGCGGCCCAGUCAGCUCUUCUUUUAGGCAUUGGCCUCCAGCACAAGUCUGUGGAUCAGCUGGAAAAGGAGAUUGAGCUGCCCUCAGGCCAGUUGAUGGGACUUUUCAACCGGAUCAUCCGCAAAGUGGUGAAGCUAUUUAAUGAAGUGCAGGAGAGGGCCAUUGAGGAGCAGAUGGCAGCAGUGAAGGAUGUGGUUAUGGAGCCCACGAUGAAGACCCUCAGUGAUGACCUGGAUGAAGCAGCAAAGGAAUUCCAGGAGAAACACAAGAAAGAAGUGGGGAAGCUGAAGAACAUGGACCUCUCUCAAUACAUAAUCCGUGGAGAUGAUGAAGAAUGGAAUGAAGUUUUGAACAAAGCUGGGGAGAAUGCCUCCAUUGUCAGCCUGAAGAGUGACAAGAAAAGGAAGCUGGAAGCCAAACAAGAACCCAAACAGAACAAAAAGUUGAAGAAAAACAGAGACAUGAAGAAUAAAAAAGAUAUGAAACUGAAGCGGAAGAAAUAGGAAGGUGGGCAUCCGUGGCUGAUGCGUAAGGAGAGGAGUCUGACGUGCUGAGCUGUCUCUGGCUGGACCGGGUGGCGGCCUGGAUGUUAAAAGCAACGAAGUCCCCAUCAGACCCAGAAGCUGCCCAGGAGUUCAGUCCGUGGGCCAAGCUUGGCUUAAGGCGACGUCCCUUCUGUGCUGGUCCGCUUAGAACUGGACGGUUGGACAAACCUCUGGUGCUGCUGAGGGCCUGCCUCCCCUCCCCCUGUCCAGGUCUUUUUUCCCCCAUAAGUUCACACUUUGCUCUGGGCCCAGCUGUUUUGGCCCCUUCCCAUCUAUUGGAGCCAUGCUGACUCUUGUCCCUUCUCAGACAUUAAAUGCACAACCUUCUGGUGAUGCUCAGGAGGCCCCUGAUGGAGCCCUGGGCCUCUCGUCGUGGCCUAGAGCAGCAGGAGCUCUGGUCCAACCACGUGGCCGCGGCAGGUUACUGUUCUGUGCGCUGGGCUUUGCUCUGCUGUGAAGCAUUCCUCUCCUGGCUCCGCAGGCCUGCUGCCCUGUGUCCCUGGAGAGCUUGAGCUCUUCAUUUAGGAAAAGACUAUGACAUUGAGUCCCCAGAUCUGUUAUUUCAUCUAUUUGGGAAAAAAUGUGCAAGACCAUUUUGCUAGCAGGGGUGAGGGAGGGAUAGAGAAUCUAUUUUUAAUAAAUAACAAGCUAGAAAGAC
This is a messenger RNA of Lynx canadensis (Canada lynx), 5094 nucleotides long. It is a transcript of the gene NAT10, whose product is annotated as N-acetyltransferase 10. Gene Ontology annotation, biological process: rRNA acetylation involved in maturation of SSU-rRNA. The record is from RefSeq and is a predicted model, not a curated record. Gene Ontology annotation, molecular function: tRNA binding; ATP binding; 18S rRNA cytidine N-acetyltransferase activity. Lineage: Eukaryota; Metazoa; Chordata; Mammalia; Carnivora; Felidae. The coding region runs from base 1314 to 4394 and encodes 1026 amino acids. Gene Ontology annotation, cellular component: nucleolus; 90S preribosome. The transcript has 29 exons.